Messenger RNA from Anolis sagrei ordinatus, 1347 nucleotides. RefSeq names its product glycerol-3-phosphate dehydrogenase 1 like (gene GPD1L). Gene Ontology annotation, biological process: glycerol-3-phosphate catabolic process; carbohydrate metabolic process. Gene Ontology annotation, molecular function: glycerol-3-phosphate dehydrogenase [NAD(P)+] activity; protein homodimerization activity; NAD binding. Gene Ontology annotation, cellular component: glycerol-3-phosphate dehydrogenase (FAD) complex; cytosol. The record is from RefSeq and is a predicted model, not a curated record. NCBI's taxonomy places the organism in Eukaryota, Metazoa, Chordata, Lepidosauria, Squamata, Anolidae.
AGGGCGGAGUCAGAGGCGGGAUCGGCUCGCCUUCUGCAUGGCCGAAGCAGAACUAGUUGCAGCUGCCAUUGCAAGGUCCACAGCCACCAACUGGGAGUCCCAAUGGCCUCGCCCCUCAAAGUCUGCAUCGUGGGCUCAGGAAACUGGGGAUCUGCUGUGGCUAAAAUAAUAGGCAAAAAUGUAAAGACGAUGCAGAAAUUUGCUUCUACGGUGAAGAUGUGGGUUUUUGAAGAAACCGUUAAUGGAAGAAAAUUGACAGAUAUCAUAAAUAAUGACCAUGAGAAUGUAAAAUAUCUCCCUGGUUACAAGCUACCAGAAAAUGUGGUUGCUAUUCCAAACCUGAAAGAAGCUGUAAAAGAUGCAGACUUGUUGGUUUUUGUUAUUCCUCACCAGUUUAUUCAUAAAAUCUGUGAUGACAUCACUGGACGUGUAGCCAAGAAAGCUGUUGGUAUAACUCUCAUUAAGGGAAUAGACGAAGGUCCAGAGGGACUCAGACUCAUUUCAGACAUAAUCCGAGAGAAAAUGGGAAUAGACAUUAGUGUGCUCAUGGGUGCUAACAUUGCCAAUGAGGUAGCUGCGGAGAAGUUCUGUGAGACUACAAUAGGUUGUAAAAUUUUGGAGAAUGGAGUCCUCUUCAAAGAACUUCUUCAGACUCCAAAUUUCCGAAUAACUGUGGUAGAUGAUGCCGAUACAGUUGAGCUUUGUGGUGCUCUUAAGAAUAUAGUGGCAGUGGGAGCUGGCUUUUGCGACGGGCUUCAGUGUGGUGAUAACACCAAAGCGGCUGUUAUUAGACUUGGACUCAUGGAAAUGAUUGCAUUUGCAAAGAUCUUCUGCAAGGGACAAGUGUCUACAGCCACCUUUCUGGAAAGCUGUGGGGUUGCAGAUCUCAUUACAACAUGUUAUGGUGGCCGCAACCGGAGAGUGGCUGAAGCAUUUGUUAAAACUGGAAAGUCUAUUGAAGAAUUGGAACAGGAAAUGCUGAACGGGCAAAAGCUACAAGGACCACAGACAUCUGCAGAGGUAUAUCGUAUCCUGCAACAGAAAGGACUAGUGGAGAAGUUUCCAUUGUUUGCUGCUGUCUAUCAAAUCUGUUAUGAAGGGAAACCUGUCCAAGAGAUGAUCUCCUGUCUCCAGAGUCAUCCAGAGCAUAUAUAAAACAUAAUUUACCAUUGUCACAGCUCCUGACCUCUCAUGUCCAUAUGUGGAUUCAAAUGGGUGUAAUUUCAUUAAGCUAUUUCAUGAAAUGGUCGUUAACAAUAUGAAUGUCUCUGGGCUUGUGUGGGUCAUUUUUACUAAGUGUAAUAGUGAAACUCAUAAGAUGCCACUUAUAAUUUCAUUGAUUAGAAU